UGGCAAGUGAUCCAUGUAACAUUCGAGAAACUUCAGUCGUCAAGCACUAUGAAUUUGAAAACUGUAAUUUUGUGUGUUCUGGUGCUUCCACUCGCCAAUCAAGCCAAACCAUGGAAAAGAAGUACCGGUAGUCUGGACAAGCUCAUGAAGAAGAUUCUGUCCCAAGAACAACCAUAUACUGAAGAUGAACUUCGGAGCGAAAUUUCUUCAUGGAUCAUGGAUUACUUGGAUUUUUACAUAAAAGCACUUACUGAGAUGGAUUCGGUAAAGGAUAUACAAAAUGACAUGAUACGGCUUUAUGAUCUCAUGGUUUACAACUGGAUGUUCUAUCUCAAACCUGAGAUUACAGAUGACGUUAGAGAUUUUCUUCCAAAAAGUUUUGAAAAUCUGCAAACUGCACAGGAUGUUGUCAAUAGAUUGAAAACAGACAUUAAACAUUAUUCAGAAGAAACAAUUACCAAAGCAUUGGUACGAUACCAGUAUUCAUCCAUCGGCCUAAGUGGUCACGAAUUACUUAAACAAGAACUAACAAAUGAGCUAACCUCAACUUGGGAAAAACUCAAGGAAAAUUGGAAUAACCGACGGAGGACUGGAACACCAGAAGAGAAACUAAAGUACAGUAUGUUGAUGCGAAAAGUUAACAAAGAAAACGAUCCGGUGAUGGUCGUGCAUGAAUCAGACAUCGUCAUGUGUGCUCAGACAAUCUUCCUUCUUUUUCACCAAGAAGUGACGGACCCUAACUAUGAAUGGGCACCGAUGGAAGUUGAGAUUGAUGGGAUAAAAAUCAAACCUUAUAGUAAGUUGAAAAAAGAAACGUUGUUUUCGGGAACUUGGGAAUCGUUUGCUAAAAUCAAGAUUACAGACAAAAAGAUAAACGAACGUCUAAUGGCGUACUAUACCGGCAUAAAAAAAGAGCUAGAAAAAGAAGUGAUAAAAAAAGAGCUAAAAAAAGAAGUGAUAAAAAAAUAAGAGUGACCCAGUUGGAGCUUUUCAACAUUUAUUUCGCCAAAGAGGUUAAAAAGUCUAUUUAUAUUUAGAUGUGUGCAAUUUAUUAUUCACAAUAUUUGUUAACUGUUUGAAUAAUAAAGCUAGUUACACGUG
Macrosteles quadrilineatus (aster leafhopper) is the source of this 1101-nucleotide messenger RNA. RefSeq lists its product as uncharacterized. The coding region runs from base 49 to 969 and encodes 306 amino acids. The record is from RefSeq and is a predicted model, not a curated record. Lineage: Eukaryota; Metazoa; Arthropoda; Insecta; Hemiptera; Cicadellidae. The transcript is spliced from 2 exons.